UUUGCUUACCUGGUAAGGAACAUGGACUUCUCUUUGAGCAAGGAGGUUAGGAAGGACCCAUAUAUGUGGACUUUAGUUUCUGUUAGUAACGGUAACAUGUAGCAGGGAAUCUACAAAAGUAACACUACAACCCCACGGUGCAACGGCCAAAAGGUCUGAAACCCAGAAACCUUCGGAACAGAGAGACUGGUAUAUCUGAAAAUGCACGAGUCACUCUCCAAGUUAUCCAUUAACACCACCACCGCCACCAACAGUGGUGAUCUCGGCAUUCAAAUGGAGCUCGUGAGCGAGGAAGAAAUGGCUUCCAUUGAAGCUGCCUUAGCGGCCGCCACUCCCUCUCCUCUCUCUUCCUCUGCAACUCCUGCAACUCGUUCACCCUCUCAGUUCCAGAGUAAAGGGAAGUCUAUCCAACCAAUCACUUCCCCCCCAUCCAAGGCUAAGAGAAAGUUGUCGUUUUGUGCGGAAUCCGAUAUUGAGGAUUUAGGCAGUCUUAGGAGUGCCCAAAAGAGGAGCAGAGUGGUCGAGACGUCGUUUUUCCACCGAUUUAGGAGCAAGACUGGAUUGUACGUCAGUGAUGUUACUUCCACGGAAUGGUGCGAACAACAAAAGGAGUUUGUUCUUCUCUAUCAAGAGCCAAAGAGUACACAAGCUAUGAGAACAGGAAUGGCUCGCCAUGCAAUACUUGAAGGAGAGGUUGUACAAAAGGUGGAAGUUCGAGUCAGAUCAGUUGAGGACGUAUGGGCUGUGAGGCUGAUGAAUUUUAUAAUUCGUGCAAAUCAAUUAUUAUUCGAAGGAUUAACACGCGAGCUGCCACUGAUAGGCUUUGUAGAAGGUGUAUGGAUGGUGGGAAAGAUUGAUGAGGUUCGGAUAUCAGUAACUGAAACUGAUACAAACGCAAUCUUAGUAGAGACAAAGACUCGUAUGACAAAAACACCUCCUGCUGAACCACAACAAAGAAACGGAAGGCUGCAAUUGAUGUGCUACAAGUAUUUGUGGGACAAUUUAGUAGCUGAUAACUUCCCCUCUACACAGUUUUUCAAUUUCUUUUCCUUGAAUCCUUAUUAUAUCUUGUCCGAAGAAAUCACGAAGAACAGUACUAAGUCAGGGUUUCCUACGAAGACCCUUGAUGAUGUGGUGAGGUAUUUUAGACAUACAUGCUGCAUGCUUCCCCCUGCUCAUGACCUACUGUUAUUGAGAUAUGAAUUCCAAAAGGAUAAUGCAGUGCUUGGUGAAGAACAUUUUCCCUAUGAUUCUGAUUGGGUCCAGAGUGAAAUUCGUUCUUGUCUCGAGUUUUGGAUGGGAGAGCGAGAAGGUCGUUGCACACCAGAGGGUUGGAAAUGCAGGUUUUGUCAAUUUGCUGAUAUCUGUCCCACUCAAACCAAGCCUGUAGAUGGUACACCAAGUUAGGAGAAGCCACUGACCUCCGUCUAUGUUGCUUUAAUCAGCUUCCUUCGUGAUAUUGUUGCGGUAAGCAAAUAAUGCAACCUUUCCACUGACCAGAGCCAUAUGCCAAUGGCUCUUUUUUUUUUUUUUUUUUCCUUGUGGGAUAUGGCACAGUAGUCAAUAGUUUAUUAUACAUGUAUGUAUAAUUUGUGCAUCAAAUCAAAUGUAUCUAUUACCAUUAUUUUGUAUUCGAUCAUUCCAUAGGAAUGAGGGAUAAAGAUGAUUUGUAGUUGUAAAAUUUAU
Molecule: messenger RNA, 1686 nt
Organism: Alnus glutinosa
Lineage: Eukaryota; Viridiplantae; Streptophyta; Magnoliopsida; Fagales; Betulaceae
Product: exonuclease V, chloroplastic-like
Exons: 7
Coding region: 202-1407 (401 amino acids)
Biological process (GO): interstrand cross-link repair
Cellular component (GO): nucleus
Molecular function (GO): single-stranded DNA 5'-3' DNA exonuclease activity
Source: RefSeq, a predicted model, not a curated record